AUGCAGCCCCGUUUCCAUAAAACCAAUUCCAGCAAUCAUCUUCUUGCUUUUAUGAUUUUCCUCUGUUUGAUUACUGAAACCUCCUGUUUGCGUGACAUUAGGUCAAAGGUCCUUGAAACUCCCGACGUGAAUAUUGGAAAUAGCCUAAACUUCGAGGAGGAGAGUCAAAAAGUGGAUUUUUGUUAUGAUGCAGAAGGGGAACGACACGGAUUAUUUUCCAGUUGGCACGACCCUUUAACAGGCUGUCAGUGCUCUUGUCAGUCAGUUGGAAAUAUUCUUGUCAGUGUGUGCGAUGACAACUGUGAUAGACAAGCAUCAACUGGUGAGGGGGAUGUAGAUAAUCAAGGCUUGCUAUCACAGAAUGAUGAACCCUUCUCCUCUCUCCUCCCCUCCAAACGAAGAACAAACGUCAAACCAAAGGCACAAAAUGUUCCAGCAAGGAGUAAGCUUUUAUUUUAA
Rodentolepis nana is the source of this 459-nucleotide messenger RNA. The record is from the annotation of a GenBank genome assembly. NCBI's taxonomy places the organism in Eukaryota, Metazoa, Platyhelminthes, Cestoda, Cyclophyllidea, Hymenolepididae.